Messenger RNA from Danio aesculapii, 1022 nucleotides. It is a transcript of the gene mtap, whose product is annotated as methylthioadenosine phosphorylase. The record is from RefSeq and is a predicted model, not a curated record. Gene Ontology annotation, biological process: nucleoside metabolic process. Lineage: Eukaryota; Metazoa; Chordata; Actinopteri; Cypriniformes; Danionidae. Gene Ontology annotation, molecular function: S-methyl-5-thioadenosine phosphorylase activity. Bases 75 to 917 code for a protein of 280 amino acids. The transcript is spliced from 8 exons. Gene Ontology annotation, cellular component: cytosol.
UGCACUUUCUUCGUUUGCACAGCGACACAAAGAAGUAGGAAGCUCUCUUGGUAUUUUGCUGCACUUUAAAGAAAAUGACAUCGAACAGUCACGUAAAGAUAGGGAUAAUUGGUGGAUCUGGACUUGAUGAUCCAGAUAUCCUGGAGGGAAGGACAGAGCGGUAUGUAGUCACACCAUAUGGAAAGCCAUCAGAUGCACUAAUUUUGGGAAAAAUAAAGAACGUCGAUUGUGUGCUGCUUGCUAGGCAUGGGAGACAACACACCAUCAUGCCCACCAAUGUUAAUUACCAGGCCAAUAUUUGGGCUUUAAAGGAAGAGGGCUGCACUCAUCUAUUAGUCACCACAGCAUGUGGUUCCCUGAGAGAGGAUAUCCAGCCUGGGGACAUUGUUUUGAUUGACCAGUUCAUUGAUAGAACUACUAAACGUGUUCAGACGUUCUAUGAUGGGCAGCCCACCAGCCCUCCAGGUGUGUGUCACAUACCUAUGGCUGAACCGUUCUGCAGCAAGACUAGAGAGGUGCUCCUGGAGGUUGCACAGGGCCUCGGUGUGAAGUGUCACACUCGAGGGACAAUGGUGACCAUAGAGGGUCCUCGUUUCUCCUCUCGGGCAGAGAGCCUUAUGUUCAGACAAUGGGGUGCUGAUGUCAUCAACAUGACCACUGUACCGGAGGUGGUUCUUGCCAAGGAGGCUGGCUUGUGCUAUGCUAGUAUUGCGAUGGCAACUGAUUAUGACUGCUGGAAAGAGCAUGAAGAGGCGGUGUGUGUGGACAAUGUUUUGAAAACAAUGAAAGAGAAUGCAAAUAAGGCUAGCAGCAUCCUGCUCACAGCAAUCCCGCAGAUCUGCCAGAUGGACUGGGAGAGCACAAUAAAUGCACAUAAAUCGAUGUCUCAGUCUUCAGUAAUGUUGCCCAAACAUUAACAAACCCUGCCAUCGAGAAGUCAUGAAAAUGUAGUGUCUAUGACUGCAAUUGUUUUUCUGUAAACAAGUGUGAUAUUCUUACCACUAUCAACCAAAAAAAGAAAA